AUGGCGUCCCUUACGGCGCCACCCGAGGUCGUGGACCUGGAAAACGCGGAUUUCACCAAAACGCGGGACCCAGAAACACCAUCCAACUUACAAAAUCGCUCUAAAAGAAGGCAGCGUACCUUUACAAACGAGGUACCACCAGUCCUUCAACUGGGAAGCAAAGCGAACACCAACAAUACCAGCCCAGCGAUGAUUCAGCGAAAGGUCAUGACUGGCCUGGUUGAAGCAAUUGACAGAUACGUCAACUUCUUCGCCGCGGGGGACGAAAGAACGGCUGCCAGGAAACUGAGCACUAGAGUCGUUGAGAUCCUCACACUCUCUAUCAACGAUGGGUCUGACCGAGCGUCGACCGCAUCGUAUACACCACCGGCGACGAGAAGCUCAGCUUCUCUGAAAACACAAACCACCACCAAAACUUACGCGGGGAUCCUCAAGACCCCCAAAACAAGUCAGAACGGGGCGGGCCGAGAGGACCCACUCACACACCAAGAGGCCCCACCAAAGGCCCCACACGACAGCGCGCGCGCCAAACAACGGGCGACACGAACCGCCCGAAGCACGGACCACAGGCUACUAAUAGCCAUCAGCCCUGCAGCUCGGAUCAGCAGGCCAGCUCCGUAUGCGCUAAGAAGCGCUCUGGUCGGGGCAAUCUCAGGUCUAACAUUGGCAGAUGUACCCACUAUAUCCGCAACCAAGACAGGGUGGGCAAUAACACCAAAAAACCCAGCUACCCAAGAACUACUCCUCACACAGGAGAACAAGGAGAUCAUCCUACGAAUUAGCCGAGGCACGCAAGUGCACCAAUCGGUCACAUGGUACAAUUACGCAGUACCAGGAGUCCCAGCGUCAAUACGCACACUGGAUGGACUCCCAGCCGAUACGGCUAGUCACGUGGAAGCGGAAGUCCAGGCGCAGACGGGGCAAACCCCUGUCAGCUGUAGACCCUCCCGCCACGGAGCCAACCCCCACAACGGCACAAUCACGUGGGUGGUGUCCUUCCUUGAACCAGUCCGUGGUUUCAGGCUCUUCAACGCCAGCGAACUGGCAAGAGAGAUCAAGGCAAAACCCACCAUCACUCGACACGACACCGGUUGCCAGGGCUGGUGCAACCCAACAAGAUGCACCAGGCUCACCCGCUGUGCAAAUUGCGGAGCCCGGAAAGAUACGCAUGAAGGCCCACAAGGCCCUAACUGCACAGCAAAAGCGCGAUGCGCUAACUGCUUCGGACCAUUCGCAGCAGGACACCCGAACUGCCCGGCGGCACCAAAAGUAGUGGAUGGCAAGGUCACGGCACCCACCAAACCACAACUUAAAGCAAUACGAAAACCGGCACUGGCAAUGGAAGCAGCAAUGCUCGCCAGCCAAAAGGACAAGGAUAAGGAGAGCCCAAUACAAGGCCCGACCCUAGCCACAGUCACACCCGAACUCACAACUACCCCAACGCUUAGAAAGCGCCCGGGAGCACAAAUCACUGCCUAUGAAACAAGCAGAGAGGGCCCAACGGCAGCACAGCUCAAAAGAGACUCGGCAGUAGCCACAACAGCUCAAACGGAACCGGACCGAGUGGCAGGACUACUCAAGAGAAGCACGGCGGCAUCAAGCCGGUCAAGACGAAGACCCUCGCUGAAAACAAGGCUCAACGAGGAGGCUCUCGCUAGCACACAGCAAGACAUAGAAAUGGGGGAGGACCCCCAACCCAGCGCACAUGAGAUACGGGACUUAACGGUCUGCUGGGCGAACGUGGGCAGAAUACCAGAGGCCCACGACACCAUAUUACAAAUGGCAUUUGAAGACAAAACAGAUGUCUUGUGCGUACAGGAACCAUCCACGUUCCCACUCACAAAAACCAAAACACACCCCGGAUGGACCUUAUACGCGCCAGUAGACUCAUGGACAGGAACAUCCCCCGAACAAAGAGAGGCAGAAAGACCCCGAGUACUGACACAACCACGAACAGAACAGGUGCUAACAUACGUCAUUGAACUACAACCACCCCCAGGAUGCCUCAUUGGAGGCGACUUCAACGCUAUACAUGAAACAUGGCAGCCUGGAACGGAAAACCAACGCGGAGGAAACGAACUAGCAGCAUGGGCAGACCUGGCUGAACUAGAAUUCAUUGGAGAAAGAGGAGCACCUACCCACACAGGAGGAAACGUGCUUGACCUCACAUUCUCCAACAUCCCCUUUACAGAAACCAGGGUCCGGCACGACCUACAUAACGAAUCGGACCAUCACACCCUGAUAACAACAAUACCUGGCAGAGGAAUCAAGCCUCUAAACCAACACAACAUCUGCGUCCCGGAAACGGAACUACCACGACUAGCAGGACUGGUAGCGAACGGAGUGGCAUACCUGCCCACAAACGACACCCUGGACACACCAGGAAAAAUAGAUGACUUUGCAGACCAAAUCACACAAGUCAUCAAGCAAGCAAUAACUGCAGUAAGAACUACGGACAAAGGAAAAGGCAAGGCAGCACCCUGGUGGACAACGGAAUGCAAAAGGACCUAUACCAAACACCUGAGCAGACAAGCUAUACCAGGGAACCCCCCUACCACAACAACGAAGGAUUUUAAAACAACGGUCAGAGCAGCCAAACGCAACUACUGGAGGCAUGUCAUAGACGACAUCUCCAGUGACAAAGACCUAUACAAGAUAUGGGAAGGAAACGGGCACUUACCCUGGAACUCCCGGCUUACACUGGAAGAAGUCGAAGCAAGCGUCAUUGGAGUAUCCAGCACAUCCCCAGGAACUGACCAAGUCACGAAAUGCCUCAAACACAGCCAUUUCCCGAAAACCUGGAAGCUAGCUGAAGUGGCCAUGCUACCCAAAAUCGGGAAAAAGGACAUGACAUCCGCAAGGUCAUGGAGACCCAUUGCUCUACUCUCCUGCAUAGGCAAGGGACUGGAAAGAAUAGUAACCAAACAACUAGGCUGGACAGCCCUAAGGCAUGGCAUCAUCAACCCUCAACAUAGCAAAGCCUUACCUAAGCGGUCCGCGAUGGACCUGGUAGCAUCUUUCACACACGAUGUGGAGACGGCACUGGGGGCCGGCAAGAAAGUAACCAUGGUCACCAUGGACGUGCAAGGCGCCUUCGACACCCUGCUCAAAAGACGGCUUCUCACUAAGAUAACAAAACAAGGCUGGCCCAAGGACCUUCUCCUACUAAUUGACUCCUUCCUGACGGAAAGGAAAAACCCCCCAGGGCUCCCCCUUAUCACCAGUCCUGUACAUGCUGUACCUGGCGGAGCUACUCUCACAAGACACCUCCCUCAGGUUCGGAAACUGGAAAUGAUCCACAUCUCCAUGGACAAUGGCAACGCAGCACCUGCUAUCAGGGUCAAUGAAGAACUCACGAUCCACCCGAUAGUGGCCACAGAAACAAACACCCGUCCAGCACUAAGAUGGCUGGGAGGCAGUGACAAAGCAUAUCCGAGACCUGGCCAAAGUUAUGCAAGGCCCCCAGCACACGCCAUGCGCAAGGCAGUAACGACAUGUGUAUUACCCUCACUCCUAUACGGGACUGAGGCCUGGUACGGCGGCAGGUUCAAAGCCGCACGAAGAUUAAAAACAGGACAGACAAAGGUCAGUGCCCGCCUUGGCUGGCACGUGACACAAAUCGAAAAAGUCCUCACAGUGGCAAUACGAGGAGUUAUACCGGCCUGGAAAACCACACCGGUAACCGCCCUCUAUUGUGAAACAGGUCUCCCCUCAGCCAUGGCAGCCCUCGAGGAAGCCAAACUGAGGUUUGCCCUACGCCUUCAAAGCGUGGACGCAACCCACCCACUCACGAAAAGAAUCGAACCCCCCAUAAUCAUCAAAAGGCGAGAUACGGGCACAAGACAAAGAACGAAGACCAAAGUCCAACGACUUGGUCUCCUCGUCCCCCCGAUCCCAAAACCUACACUCAAGCCACCACGGUAUACAACCAGCUACCGAAUAGACCCAACGGAAGGGAUCGACAAGAAAACGGCCGCAAAGGCCUUCAACACCUGGCAAGAACCAGAUACUGGCGGGCUCCGGUUCCAUCAACACCCAGUCACACAUCUUCGACGCGGAAGCCAUCGAAGCAUGGAAAGGCCUGGAGCGCACCCUCAAGGACGCCAGACGUUCAACAAUUGCCACAAAACCAUGAAAGACUAUGACAUUCGCGUCAAAUGGUCACCGGGACAUGAAAGCAUUGAAGGAAAUGAGGUGGCUAACCACCUCGCUGACCUCGGCGCCAAGAAACCCAGUUGGGAUACCGGACCAGCAUCUCAACCCACCUACAGUGGGGUGAGAUCGAUUGCACGCAUCCUCAAAGAAAAGGCCCGCCAAGAAUGGUGGACAGCAUGCAAACCUGCCCUUUCACUGUGGUACAAACAAUGGGACCCGGUCUACAAGGUCAAACCACUCCCAAAGCUCCUACUCCCACGAGUAGUUCUAUACAAACUGAUAACUAUCCGAACCUCACACGGAGACUUCGGAUGGUAUCACAGGAAAUUUGGAUACACAGGAGACACAGAAUGCUCAUGUGGAAGGCCCAAAACCCCUGCUCACCUGGUGCACUGCCGGAAGGCAAGAGACACCUUUGAACAAUGGCCAAACAAGCCACCCAAAUUACCAUCAACAAAUAAGGAAGGUAUCGAAUACCUCCGACAAGUCUUAAGCAACCCUGCAGACUUUGCCAAGCUACUAAAGCUCACGAAAUUCUACGAAGAUAUAUACCCUAAGACCGACUCGCAAUGUACGAUACAAACAAAGCCCCAAACUCCCUCUGCAGAGUGUAUGCAGAGAAACAACAAUAGCAACAGCAACGGCAAGCCCACAGCAAAGGCACACCCGCCUACACCAGACAAGACAGCAGGACCACCUCAAUUGGCGGAGGAGAGAAUGUACAAAUUGGAAGGUAACACACGAUUACCGGGAAUGGCUCUUAGAACAUCUGCAUAUCCCUAG
Messenger RNA from Sclerotinia borealis F-4128, 4938 nucleotides. The record is from the annotation of a GenBank genome assembly. Lineage: Eukaryota; Fungi; Ascomycota; Leotiomycetes; Helotiales; Sclerotiniaceae.